Tachysurus vachellii is the source of this 1114-nucleotide messenger RNA. RefSeq lists its product as uncharacterized. The transcript is spliced from 11 exons. Lineage: Eukaryota; Metazoa; Chordata; Actinopteri; Siluriformes; Bagridae. The record is from RefSeq and is a predicted model, not a curated record. Gene Ontology annotation, biological process: mitochondrial fusion. The coding region runs from base 1 to 831 and encodes 276 amino acids.
AUGAUACAAACACACAAACACUCUUCUUUACAAGUUCUACUGUUUAGUUUUGUUUCUCUAUUUCUAGUCAGUGAACAUCAGGACAUACCUCUUGUGGAUGAUAAGGGGCCCAGAGUGUCGUCUUUGCUGGUUUACAACCGCAAAGACACAAUCCUUCAAUCACAUGGUAAUCGCAGACCUAAGGAUUCCCUUAUCGUACCACCACAGAGGAUUGUUUCACUGGCAUACAGGUUGAAUCUGGGAGUGUUACAGAAUUUAUUUCCUGUGACCGAGUGGAGACUGACAUCAUCGUGCCAGCAAACCAUUAAACAGGUGACCUGCACAUACCUGUUGGUGGGUAAAGAUGGGCAAAUGGACACCUCCACUUGGGAGAAGGAAGAGGUUCCCGUUCCAUAUGCAGAGUGUGACGAGAGCCUUAACCCAGAGGAGAUGGAGGUGCCCUUUGUUUGCUGCCAUCUUUCAGACAGACGGGUUACUGAUGUCGGCCUGAAGCUGCCCGCUCUCCGUGAAGCGUUCGCUACUCUGCUUGCCAGCAUCCACAACCAGAACUUCUUGUUCUUGGUUGGAAAGAAGAUCGUCAUGCGUCUGGCAGCGGCUAACAUCCAGGAUGUAGGUGGGGUGAAGUUGGCCUACGAGGCCUUGAUUCAAUUCCUGAGGACGCCUUCUUAUCAGGAUUCGAUUGAAGCAGAGAUCUCCUCCUGUGUCCCCCACUACAACUUCCUGGAUGUUUUUUUUGAGCUGAUUCUGUUUCACCAUUUCAGAAGUGGCUCAACACUUGAGACAUUUAAGGGAGGAUUCUUGGAGCGCCUACUUGAGCUCGUCAGCAUGUGAGAUGUGGACGUGUGGGAGCCUGCAGCAGAGCUGUACUUCACAGUGCUUAUCGAUCACCUAACACAGCUUGCUGAAGUACUGUUCUCUCAGCAUCUGGAGCUCUACAGCGACCCAGCAGCCUUAGCCACCAGGGUUCAGCAUCUUCUCAAGAAGCACGUCCAGCAGAUGAUGGACAUUUUGGAGAAGCUCUGAGCAAUGUCUUUUUUAUCGCUUUAUUUCUUCUUCUUCUGUUUCAUUUUAUGUUUAUUCUUUUCCCUCACUUCUUUUCCCUACAUUGCUCAAG